This is a messenger RNA of Malania oleifera, 1031 nucleotides long. RefSeq lists its product as uncharacterized. The transcript has 5 exons. NCBI's taxonomy places the organism in Eukaryota, Viridiplantae, Streptophyta, Magnoliopsida, Santalales, Ximeniaceae. Gene Ontology annotation, cellular component: box C/D methylation guide snoRNP complex; precatalytic spliceosome; small-subunit processome. Gene Ontology annotation, biological process: ribosome biogenesis; maturation of SSU-rRNA; mRNA splicing, via spliceosome. Gene Ontology annotation, molecular function: RNA binding. The coding region runs from base 381 to 767 and encodes 128 amino acids. The record is from RefSeq and is a predicted model, not a curated record.
GUUUGAACUCUCAACCUUUCCGUCAAGAGGCCUGCGAGACUCUGUCCUUACUACCCGAACUUAUGCGCAGGGCUGCUUUUUAUUUUUCUAUGUUGAUGGUUGAAAGGGAGUAGACUUUGGCUCCUUAUUACCUCCAUCAAGUCUGGCCCAGGGCCAUUUAUAAUGGAGGGGUUCACAUGAUAAGAAAAAAUUAACUAAUCCAAAGAUGGAUUAACAAGCUCCCCACCUAGGGCUUCGUCCUUCACAAAGACAAAGGCCUCUUGAGCCAAGGCUCACAACCUUUUUUAUAUUCCUAAUCUCAUCAUUUUUCUUUCACAAGCUCCCCGCUCGCGCCCAGGCCAAAACCCUAGCCUCCCCCCCUCGCGCCCUCGCCAGCUACAAUGACAGGCGAAGCAGUGAAUCCAAAAGCGUACCCGCUGGCCGAUGCCCAGAUGACGAUAACCAUCCUGGAUCUUGUUCAGCAAGCUGCCAAUUACAAGCAGCUCAAAAAGGGUGCUAAUGAAGCGACGAAGACGCUCAACAGGGGUAUAUCCGAGUUUAUAGUGAUGGCUGCUGACACUGAACCUCUUGAAAUACUUCUCCAUCUUCCCUUACUUGCUGAAGAUAAGAAUGUGCCGUAUGUAUUUGUCCCUUCUAAGCAAGCUCUUGGCAGAGCAUGUGGAGUUACAAGACCUGUCAUUGCUUGUUCUGUGACUAGCAAUGAAGGAAGCCAAUUAAAGUCCCAAAUACAACAACUCAAGGACGCCAUUGAGAAGCUCUUGAUCUAACGCCUUCAUGGAAUAUCUUUUUGGAGCAAUGAGCCUGUUGAUUUAUAUUUGCUUUUUAGAGGCAUUGGCCGAUGAUGCUGUUGUGCCAAUGGGUUAGGGAGUCUGUUAUUGUUGAUCCAUAUUUAAGAGUCAUCUCUAUUUGCUGUGAUGAUGUGAAGAAGACUGCUGUUAAAUUUGCUUUUGGUACUGGAUAGAGAUCACGAUGACUGAUAUGUUAAAUUGAUGUUAUAAUCUGUUUACUGCUGUGGUUUUUUGGUGGAUGUA